AUGAAUUAAACUUUUAGCAAAAUCAGACCCAAAACAACCGACUCUCAUACUCGAAAUUCCUCUCACCAUUAAUUGAUCUCUCAAUUGUUUUAAUAAAUCAAUUCCUAUUAUGAGUAAGAUGAAAAACCCAGACCCAAAACUCAAUCCAGAUAAAGAAAAAUCAUUCCUUUGAAUUAUUCUCAAUCUAAUACUUAUGACCCUACAGACAAUUUAAUUGAUCGCUUAUAUCCCACCAUAGAAUAAGAUGCAAAAUUCGUUUUCAUCAAGACUAGAGAAAGAGCCCUUCGAAAACCUCCCUCAGGUAAAAGCAGAAAAAAAAUGAAUGACGAGCCAAAAUUUUAACUCAACCCCAUUAAGAAAACAACCUUAAUUGAAGAAAUUAACUAAUAGACUGAUCCUCCUAAAAAGACAAUUGAAUAAAAGACUGAUAGUUCAUUCUAUCUUCUCAAGUAGUUGCAUAUUUUUAUUUAGUUCUAUACAUAUGCUCAAGACAAUGAAAAAAGAUAAAAUGAAAUUAUUUAAUUGCAGUUUUAAUUGACUUUUUAUUUUGCUAUUAAAUAUACGUGUUAAAUUUUAAUGAGCAAUCCUUCAACUCUUCUUGAAUAUCAUCCAGCCAAAUAACCCAAUCCCAACAUCAUAAAAUUGCUCACUCAACAUCAAGACUUGUUUCUCAUUCAGAAUUAAUAACCUUCAACUUUAGGAGUUUAAUACCCUCUUAAAUUAGAUGCAAAAGAAAUGCUUAUAGAAGUUCAACCAGAUCAAAAAUUCACUCAUCCUAAAUACUACUAAAAAGACAAUAAAGUUCAAAAAAUUACUAAACAACCUGCAUAACCUGCCUCUACAAUUUUUGUCGAAAGCGGACUUUGUGAUCCAAAUAAAAAAGCUUGGUUUUACUUAGAUGAAAAUUAAAAGUCAUAAGGACCUCACACAUCAGCAGAAAUUGAUUAAUUGAUCACUAAAGGCACUAUCAAUAUGCAAACUAAAGUUGCUUUAGAAACUUUAGAUAAAUUGGUUAGAGUCGAAAAGAUUGUAUAAGCAGUUAAUAAAAAAAAAGAAGCUGAUUCAAAAUUAAAAGAAGCAUAAAAAUUAAAACAAGAAGAAGAAAAUAAAUAAAAAUCACUAGAUUCACCCACUAAAGUCGAAAAAUAAGAAGAACCUAAAGUUUAAUAGUCCAAACCAAAAGAAGAAUAAGGAAUUGAUUUUGAAAUAGACUACUCAAAAAUUAAAUAGAAUAUCGAUAUGGGAUAAUGGGCAAAGCCAUUGGUGGCACAACCUAUUUAAGUCAAAGUUACUAAGGCAUAUACAAAUAAUCCAUAAUAAUCAAAACAAAACAAUAAGCCUACUGAAAGAAAAAGAAGCGAUAAUAAGAGUAUGCAUGUUGAAGGAAAUAAAGGAAAUUUAUAUUAAAAAAAAGGAUAUGAAAAAUAAUAAGAAGUGAUCUUAGAGGAAAAACCAAAAGAAGAAUCAGAUGCUGCUGUUAAUCAAGAAGUUUAAGAUUAUUUAAAGAAAUUGGAAACAAGAAAACCAGAAAAAGCAGAAGUUUAAUAAUAACCAGAAAAAAUACAAUAAUAAAAAACUUAAGUUUAGUAGUAUUAAAAAUUAAAAACUGAACCACCUAAAUAGGAAUAAAAUAAAUAACCUAAAUAGCAAUAAGAAGCCGUAGAUAGCGCUGAUGAAUGGGAAAUAGUUGGAGCAAAGAAGAAUUCAUAGCCCAAAAAGGAAUAAUAAUAAAAAUAAUAAACUAAAGUUGAAUAACCAACAACUUAAAAAUAACAAUAAUAAUAAUAAUAAUAAUAAUAAUAAUAGUAGUAGUAGUAGUAGUAGUAGUAAUAGUAAGAAGAUGAUGAUGAGGAUGAAGAUGGAUGGCAUACUGUCGGUGCUUCAAAUAAAGAUAAAAAAAAGCCUGUUAAUAAAAAAAUUUAAUAAAAGAAUUCAAAUAUUCCUGGAUUUGCUGUGGAAAUCAAAACAGAUUCCGUCACGAUAUCAUCUGGAUCAGCCAAAAAACAACCGCCAUAAAAAUAAAAAAAACCUGAGCCUGUAUAAUAAUAAUAAUAACAGCCUACAUAAACACAACAAUAAAUUUAACCACAAAAUAAUCAAAACGAUGAUGAUGAUGAAGGUUGGAUUGAAGUAGAAGUUGGAUAGGCACCAAAAAAGGUUGCCUAAUCUAAAAAAGGAAAAUGA
This is a messenger RNA of Paramecium tetraurelia, 2184 nucleotides long. RefSeq lists its product as uncharacterized. The transcript has 2 exons. The record is from RefSeq and is a predicted model, not a curated record. NCBI's taxonomy places the organism in Eukaryota, Ciliophora, Oligohymenophorea, Peniculida, Parameciidae.